AUGGCCCCAGUAUCUAGCACCGGCUGUUGCGAGAACACCUCCGGCUCUCGGAGACUGCGACGCAGCUCGUCCUCUGGGAGCCCGCCAUCCACACGGAACAGAUGCUCCCCUCGGGGUGAAGGUUCUCGACCUCACUCCUGCAGCCGCGAUGGUCUCAGGCCUCAGUGGUAUAGGGUGGGCUUUCGUACUUCUUGCCGGGUUAGCCGCUGUGGGUCUCGAGAGCGGCCCUCCGGGCUCCGCACCUAUGCCUUUUCGGCUUCCUCCUCAAUCCACUAUAGCGGGUACCACCGCCACCAGCACCGCUAUACCGGAGACCGAGAGUGGGUAGAAGAUUAUGAAAAGGAAAAAGAAGAGAGCUAUCGGCAAAGGAGGCUGAAGGAGAGAGAGAGAAUUGGGGAGUUGGGAGCCCCUGAGGUGUGGGGGUUGUCACCAAAGUUUCCCGAGCCAGAUUCUGAUGAACAUACCCCAGUGGAAGAUGAAACAGAGAAUCAGAAGAGCAGCAGUUCAGAUUCCACCUCUGAAGAAAAAAGAAAGGCCAGUCAUUCAAAAAAGAAAAGGAAAAAGUCCUCCAAAAGAAAACAUAGGAAGUAUUUUGAUGAUGACACUAAUUCAGAUUGUGACACUAAUUCUAGCUAUGAUGAUAGUAAAAAGAGAGUCAAAAAAGCCAAGAAGAAAGAGAAGAAAAAGAAACACAGAGCCAAAAAGUACAAGAAAAAGAAGAAUAAGAGAAUUAAAAAAGAAUCCAGUGACACAAGUUGUAAAGUUUCAGAAGGAGAGUUGCCAGAAGGUAUCUGGAUUGAACGGUCUAAGACUACAAACAGCAUGGAUUUAAUAGGACCAGAAGCACCUAUAAUACGUACCUCUCAAGAUGAGAAACCUUUGAAUUAUGGCCAUGCUCUGCUCCCAGGUGAAGGUGCAGCUAUGGCUGAGUAUGUAAAAGCUGGAAAGCGUAUCCCACGAAGAGGUGAAAUUGGGUUGACAAGUGAAGAGAUUGCUUCAUUUGAGUGCUCAGGUUAUGUCAUGAGUGGUAGCAGGCAUCGCAGAAUGGAAGCUGUACGACUGCGUAAAGAGAAUCAGAUUUAUAGUGCUGAUGAGAAAAGAGCCCUUGCAUCCUUUAACCAAGAAGAGAGGCGAAAGAGAGAGAAUAAGAUCCUCGCUAGUUUCCGAGAGAUGGUAUACAGAAAAACAAAAGGAAAAGAUGACAAGUAA
Castor canadensis (American beaver) is the source of this 1209-nucleotide messenger RNA. Lineage: Eukaryota; Metazoa; Chordata; Mammalia; Rodentia; Castoridae. The record is from RefSeq and is a predicted model, not a curated record.